GUCGAAGUCCACUCCACUUUCUGGGAGCUUGGUGCCCGGUAAACGAAACUGUGGAGGAAUCGGGGGGGAAUUGAAUGUUGGUGGACGUCUUUAGUCCUCCCCCACCUCUUCUAAGACGCCGACAGAGUCUAUCGCCCAGACGGCAAUUGCCCGCGGUCGGUGCCCAGCCAGCGAAGCGGGAGCCAUGCCUGUCCCCGCUGGAUACCUCAGCGACUCCCCUGCCGCGGCCUUCGCAUCCUCGGCCUCGCUUAUCCCGCCGCCUCCGAUAAACACCCAGCAGCCUGGCGUUGUCACCUCGCUGUUGUACAGCGGCUCCAGGUUCCGGGGCCACCAGAAGAGCAAAGGGAACUCUUACGACGUGGAGGUUGUUUUGCAGCAUGUCACCAUGGAGGAUUCCUACUUGUGCGGCUACCUGAAGAUAAAAGGACUGACUGAGGAAUACCCAACUCUGACCACGUUCUUCGCCGGAGAGAUCAUCAGCAGGAAGCGGCCGUUUCUCACCCGGAAAUGGGAUGCAGAUGAGGAUGUGGACCGUAAGCACUGGGGCAAGUUCCAGGCCUUCUACCAGUAUGCAAAGACGUUCAACUCGGAUGAUUUUGACUAUGAGGAUCUGAAGAACUCUGACUAUAUCUUCAUGAGGUGGAAGGAGCAGUUUCUGGUCCCUGACCACACAAUCAAAGACAUCAGCGGCGCUUCCUUUGCUGGAUUCUACUACAUCUGCUUCCAGAAAUCCACAGCAACGAUUGAGGGCUACUACUACCACAGGAGCUCAGAAUGGUACCAGUCUCUAAACCUCACCCACGUUCCUGAGCACAGUGCAGCCAUCUAUGAGUUCCGGUGACAGUGGUCGGCAUCGUGGAUCUUUUUUUUUUUGAUGGACAGAGACUUAAAGCAAAGCAGAGGUCUGCGGAUGCUACUGAGGAGGAAAAGGAGAACGAUUAGGGAUGAGAAUUUGGGCUUUGGAAAAGUGCAAACUCUUACGUGUUCCCAAUAAGUGGACGGACAUCUGAUUGACCAGUGGACAGGAUGUAGGACAAAUGAAUGUAUGUAUGGAUGAGAUGAGAAGGAAGAAAGGAAAAGAGUGCAGCUCAGCUCCCCUGGCCGGAGCUUGUAAAGUUAGAACCAGCAGACUGGGUGUGGCUCAUAUAGUGUACCCCUUUCUGCAUUUGUUUUUACGUCUGGUUUUUAAAAAACGCUUGGCGCUGCAUCUCAAGACACUUUAUAAGCUGAGUUGGGAAUUCCCCCUCUUGUUUUUGCAACUAGAAAACGUUUCCAGCUUUCAUCCUGCCGAUGUGAGUGAGCAGUAUAAACAAAAUUGACUGCGAGCUGGACAAGGAUUCCUCUGAGGCGUCUGCUCUUAUAAACACAAUCUCUCAAGAAGUAAACCACCAAGUCCGCGCUGAAAAGCAAAGAGAGAGAAGUUUGGGUUUAUGAUUGUUUGGAGCUUUAAUCAGCCCAUAAGCUAGAAUGACAGUAUUUUUUUAAAGCUAAGCUGGUUCUUUGUUUGCCCGCCAAGAGGAUAUUUUGUUAUUUUACUCUAAAUGAUGGAUGCAGAGUGGCACUUUUUAAAGGCUGCAAUGUGAGUGACACACAAAACGAGCUUUCCCCCUGUGUUCAUACGAUUGCUUGGGAGAUUAUCACAUGGGAUUGCUGUGGAUCUUGUUCUAUUGAGUUACAUUUGCACAAAGAUAGACUUUAUGUUACUAAUGCUUGCAGUCAGCAUUUUUUACACUCACGUGCCCUAGUACAUAAGCAUCAAGUUGCAGGUCAAGCUUUUUGACUAGUUUUUAAGGGUUUUGACUGUGUGUGUGUGUGGGGGGGG
Morone saxatilis (striped sea-bass) is the source of this 1822-nucleotide messenger RNA. Its product is annotated as glucose-induced degradation protein 4 homolog. NCBI's taxonomy places the organism in Eukaryota, Metazoa, Chordata, Actinopteri, Moronidae. The record is from RefSeq and is a predicted model, not a curated record. Gene Ontology annotation, biological process: negative regulation of gluconeogenesis; protein catabolic process in the vacuole; proteasome-mediated ubiquitin-dependent protein catabolic process. The transcript has 6 exons. Gene Ontology annotation, cellular component: extrinsic component of membrane; GID complex. The coding region runs from base 185 to 841 and encodes 218 amino acids.